This is a messenger RNA of Spodoptera litura, 1562 nucleotides long. It is a transcript of the gene Zip88E, whose product is annotated as Zinc/iron regulated transporter-related protein 88E. Lineage: Eukaryota; Metazoa; Arthropoda; Insecta; Lepidoptera; Noctuidae. Gene Ontology annotation, biological process: zinc ion transmembrane transport. The record is from RefSeq and is a predicted model, not a curated record. Gene Ontology annotation, molecular function: zinc ion transmembrane transporter activity. Gene Ontology annotation, cellular component: plasma membrane.
UCACUGAUUAUACCGAGCCAUUGGUAGUGGGUGCUUGUAAAAGUGCGGUGGUGUGUCGCGAUACAGGACAAUCUGUCUGUUUUUAUUGAUAAACAUAUGUAAAUAUUACAUCUGAUAAAGUUUUUAGUGUCGCUGCGACACAUGUGUUCCAUUGCACGAUUUAAAAAUAAUCUUACCGACAUUUUAUGUGAGAAUACCAGUUUGUGAGUGGACGAAUUUUAAACAUUUUAAAACUAAAGAAAUGAGAUGACAUGUUGGAAAUGAACAAGAAGGUUAACGAAUAAUUACAAACAAACAAACAAAGAAAGAAAUAAACGAAGUCGAACAAAGGAAAGAUAAACAAAACAAAGAAAACAAUUUGACUGAAGGUAAAACAAUAAUUGAGCAAGAUGGACAUCACUACAGCACGGGCGAUAUCCAUGCUCACAUUGGGCUUAGGAGCAUUCUUCUCUGGAAUGCUACCAGCAUGUUUCUCAGAGGCAGCAAGACAGAGGCACCCACUCCUGCUAUCCUGUCUUCUCUGCUUUGGAGGAGGAGUCCUUUUAUCGACCUCCUUAGUCCACAUGCUCCCAGAAACAAGAGAACGGUUACCGCAAUACUCCGAACUCACACUAUGUAUCGGUUUCUUUACCGUAUACUUGGUGGAUGAACUGUCCCAUCUUUUCUAUAGAAGUGGGAAUCAUGAGAGGCAUAACCCUGUUGGUGAACAGACAAGGUUGUUGCCAAGAGACCAUGACGGAGAGAUGAGGGAGAGAGAAGGAACUUCAGAUCUGUGUCAUGUGAGCCAUGCAGAGCCUUGCAAUAGGAAUUCCUCGAGUAUCGUGGGUUUGUUGUCUGCGUUGUUCGUCCACAGUGUGCUUGAAGGACUGGCUAUUGGACUACAGGAAAGUCCUACACAGGUUCUUCUCCUACUGGCAGCAGUGAGCUCCCACAAGUUCGUGGUCGGCUUCUGUUUGGGUGCAGAACUGUGUGAGAAUUUCCCGAAUCGGGCUUGCGCACAUAUCCUGUGCAUCGCACUCUUCAGUGCGGGAUCUGUUGCUGGAAUCGGUAUAGGUGCGGGAUUGGAAACUGUCAACUCACUGAAGGAAUCCAUUGCAGUGCCAGUUAUGCAGGGUUUGGCAGCUGGUACGCUACUGUACGUCACAGUUAGUGAAGUCCUUCCCCGCGAGAGAGCGCGCUGGCAUGAGCGCAAGAGGAGCGCAGGAUUAUUACAGUUCCUUUCGGUUGGACUUGGUUUUGGUUUGAUGUAUUUGACAACAGUAUACUUAGAUCACGAUGCUGAAUAAUUGUUUUUAUACAAGACCAAAAGUUAAAUAAGCGAUGUGUGACGUUUAGUACUUAAUUGUACUGCAAUUGUUGCGUUAUAAAUGAAGACUUAUGUUUUUAGGAGCAGUUAAUUAGUUGUUUAAGAUUCAUAAUAUAAAUAAUAUUCAAUUGAAAUUGAUAAGACUCUGAGUCUUCCCUAACUGGGUUAGGAAACGACCGGGAAAAUAGAUAUUGUAAUAAUUUGAUUCCUAUAAGGAUUAUUCGAAUAUAAGACGACAAUAAAAGAAUUUUUGCUA